This is a messenger RNA of Diachasma alloeum, 3062 nucleotides long. RefSeq lists its product as uncharacterized. The transcript is spliced from 9 exons. Gene Ontology annotation, biological process: monocarboxylic acid transport; transmembrane transport. Gene Ontology annotation, molecular function: monocarboxylic acid transmembrane transporter activity. Bases 92 to 1951 code for a protein of 619 amino acids. Lineage: Eukaryota; Metazoa; Arthropoda; Insecta; Hymenoptera; Braconidae. The record is from RefSeq and is a predicted model, not a curated record.
GACACUGCCGCUUCAUUAGCUUCCGAUUAGUGAAUGGAAAUCGAGUGACAUUAUUCACGUUUGAGUGGUGAUUCAAGCUUCGGUGUGGGCAAUGUCCACCAACAUUGGGAAUGGAGAAUUCGAUGCUCCCGGGGAGAUAUUGCAACGACAUAGUUUGAGAAAAGUUCUGAAGAGUGAGUUGAUGAGAGCUGAAGCUAGGGAUGAUGAAGAGCCAUUGACACAGGAGGAUCUUGCGCCGGAGGGUGGAUGGGGGUGGAUGGUCGCGUUGGGAAUGACAAUCACUUUUACAGUGAUGUUUAGUACAGUACCAUGCAUUCCCAUUAUGUUUGGAGAAUUGCUGGAGUCCAGUGGUUCCCCUGGCGCAUCGAUGACAAUUCUCAACAUGAUAUGGACAAUCAGCUGGUCGUUAUCAGGACUCUGUACAAACGUAUUAUUGAAAAAAUUUCCAAUGAGAUUGGUUGGUGUCUGCGGUGCGCUGGUGUUCUCCAUCUUUUCGACGAUCCCUGCGGUGGUAGUGGAUGUUUAUCAGUUGGGAAUUACCUUCUUUGCUCAGGGUAUUGGUUUAGGCAUUAUGGCGACAAUCUGUCAGUCAAAUUUCAAUGCUUAUUUCGUCAAGAGACGAGCCACUGUGAUGAGUGCCAGUCAAAUUAUUAUGAGUUUAUUUGGCGUUCUAUAUCCCAUCAUCGUAGGUGAAAUGAUACAGGUCUUCGGAUUCCGAGGUACAAUCGCUCUAGCCGGUGCUAUAAGUUUCCACAGUGUUUUCGGAAUGCUGCUGAUGCAUCCUGUUGAAUGGUAUCUGAGGGACCCCAAAGAAGUACUAGCCGAGAGGCGAGCUACAAUACGCAGAACAUUAUCCCAAGAAAAAAGUGCAAUGAGUGAUACAUCUAAAGAUGUUGAAAUGAAUGCACAAGAUUCGAUGAUUAAGGAAAAAAAGUUGAAUGUUGAACAUAGUCGAUGGAGUAGUCUUGGAAAUCUUAGAGAAAGCUCGGGUUACCACACACUUCUUACUGAAACUUUGAAGUUUCAGGCGAAAGUUGCGUCAAGCUCUGAUGUUGCGUUGAUAAGAGACCCAAGGUCACGAGUAAACUCAAUCUCAAGAACACCAGUGCGGGGACCCUCAGUUCUAUCCUCUCCCAGUUCCAGCAUAGGAAAUCUUGGUGUUGCAAUAGCGGAAAUGCAGUUACGAAAGAAACAUCCGCUGAAAACUCCGACUGACUUUCAUAACGAAAAGACUGUAACGAUACUCAAAGAGAGGGAGAACCUGAUUGCAGGGUCGAAUGGAAGAGUCGAAUGUGAAGGAGAUCAAGGAUUUACAGAAAUGAUUCUGGACUUGUUUGACUUUUCAAUCCUCAAAGACUGCACCUUCAUCAUCAUGUGUUUUGGCGUGAGUUGUGCUAUCUCGAGUGAUAUAAUAUUCUCCUCGUUGCUGCCCCUAGCAAUGUUCAAUAGAGGGUACACAACUGGGGACGCAUCAUAUGUAGUGGCCAUCUCUUGCGCAGCAGAGUUUGUUGCUAAAAUCUUCCUAACAAUACUGACGAUAUUCAUCGAAUUCAGGGCCAAAAUGUUAGUGUUUAUGGCCAUGAUUGCUAUGGCAGUCGUUAAACUCGCGUAUUUCAAUCUAGAAUCAACGUUAACGGGUAUCAUGGUCUCUAUGGCGCUGAUCGGAGCUGUCCGAGUUUUCAUAUUUGUUCCGCAAUCUCUGGUAAUAGUUGAAAAUUACCCUGUGCACAAAUAUGCCGCUUGCUAUGGAAUCUACUCGAUGAUCAGUGGACUGACAUUCAUCAUAACCAAUCCCAUUUUUGGUAUCAUCAAGGAUUUGACCGGCAGUUUUGCCGUAUGCCAGCUGGCCCUAAUCGCCCUGAAUUGUGCAUUUAUCCUGCCAUGGGCAAUAGAAUUAACAGCCUACUAUCGGAAUAAAAGAAAACAAGAAAAACCCAAUUCCGUAAACUAAUAUUAAGAAUUUAUUAUUUUCAAUCAUGGACAUUUACAUAACAGUCGUGGUUUUUGUUCGCGGCUCGAUCCAGAUUGGGAAGCCAUCUGCGCGUUUAAGGAUUAUGUCCAAUUGCAGCCGGAAAUCCGCUUCGGUCAGAUCGGAGAGAAUCUUGUAGUUUCUUAGUAUUGUGGAGAGGAGUACUUUCAACUUCAACAUUGCGUAUUUGCGGCCGACGCAAGAUCUAGGAACAAAUUUAAUUAUUGUAAUUCAUUAUCCACUUUCAUGUUAUGUUCUAUUUGAUAAUUUGCCGUUAUAUAUCAUUACAGCAGCAAAUUUGAGGGAAUUUGCAUGCAGUUCUGUUCUUUCUGAUCGAGGUUUGCAUGCAAUUUUUGUAUGGCUGCAUAUACGAAUUGAAUGAAAAAUACUGGACACGACUAUCUUCAUAUCGAUACGGAUGAUAAAAUUCAGCAAACAUUGCCUGACAAAACGUAAAAGUCAGACGAAAUAUUCUUUCGACAAUUUUUACGAAAUAGCGUAUGAAGUUACGAGUGCAUAACGGAGUACUUUUCCGGCCGAAUGGCAGCGCUUCACGUACGCUGUGCGUCACACCACAACCUCCGCAUACGAAAUAUUGUCAAGUCAUAAUGCAGACGUUUUUUCAUCAGGCAUAACUUCUUGAUUUUACAAUUUCAUCAUUUCGUUACAUAAAAAAAUUAUUUUUGCUGUUUGAAUUUACCAAUCCGAUUCUCCUAUUCACACAUUCUUCAUAACAUAUGAAUAACUGAACAAUUAAUUUUUAAUUAAUGAGUAAUACUUCGAACAUCUGUAAACGAAAAAUAGUAUAUUGUGUUACUAGUGCGUAAAGUGAAUUUCGAGCGCGUAAAACGAAGCUUUACGCAAGACCUCUGAAAUUUACGCACACCGUGCGUAAAACAAGCACUUUACGCACACUAAAUGGUUUAGAAAAGUGAACUUUUCAGGCGGGUAUCACAAAAUCACUCAUUUCGGUUCCAAAUUUGAGAUUAUGUAAAAAAAAAAUUAUGCAAGUUCCCUGCUAAGUUUUGUAACCAAAGAGAUGUACAAAAAUUAUGAAUAAAAAAUGAUGAGCUUUAUUUUUGUAGAAAAAUAA